CGUGGCCCCGAGGGUCACCCUCAGUGGUUUCUCUUUGAAUUUCAAAUCCGCCCCAAGCAGCCUGACGCCCUUCCCAGCCCCGCCGCCCACCCGACGGAGAGCCCCACUCUGCUGACUGAGGCCGAUCAUCCGCCCUCGGAUGACUUGAGCUCGGUGGCCGCUCGCGAGAUUUUGGCCGAGACGCGAGCCUGGCAUCAAGCCCGGGCCGAGGGCGGGGCUGAGGCUCAGAGCCAGAAUAAGCUGGCCAUCCCUUUGGCUUCGUCCUCUGAAGGCCUGCGCGAACAAGAAUCCACGCUCGACGAUUAUGAAAGCGUGCCGGUGCAAGGCUUUGGCUUGGGCAUGCUCCGAGGGAUGGGCUUCAAGGCCGGUGAAGGCAUAGGUGGGUUCAACAAGGCCGAUAUCAAGUGUAUCGAGCCGGUCAUGCGGCCCAAAGGCCUGGGCUUGGGCGCUUCUCGGCCGAAAAAGGCCCAGGUCCCGGCCGGCGAGUCGGUCGAAGACACGGCCUUGGUCCUCCAAAAAGCAGCCCGCGUGCAAAUCGUCAGUGGGGCGCAGAAAGAUCGCUAUGGUCAAGUGGAAGGCAUGGACGACGAUGCGGCGCGAGUGUUUGUGCGCUUGGCCGUGGGUCAGAAGAUUGUGUCCGUGUCGGAAAACGCCAUUCGCUUGGUGGAUAAGCACGAAUUCAAGAAAUUCGCCAAAGUGAUCAACAAGGACAUGUAUACCGAGUUUAAGGCCCAGCAAGAGGCUCGCCAAGUAGCGUGGGACCAAGGUCGGUCGGACCGGGAUCAAAAUCGAAAGCGCAGAAGUCGGUCGAGGUCCAAAUCCCCACCCAGCAAGAGUUCGAGACCGGCUAAGAAUACAAAAUCAUCGGCUUCCCCCGCCCAAACCCAUACCAGUCAGCAUUGGGUGCGACCCUUUUUGCGUGUCCGCUUCAUUGACGAGGGCUACCAGAAAGGUCGCUUUUUCAAUACCAAGGUCGUGAUUGACGAUGUGGUCACGCUGGACAAUUGCACUUGUCGUACGGAUGAGGGCAAACUCUUGGAGGGCAUUCAUCCCCGACAGUUGGAGACCCUAAUCCCCAAGAAGGACCAUGCCCUGGUGAUGAUCGUCAAUGGAAUAAACCGCGGUCAAAUGGGUGAAAUGCUUCAAAGAGACAAACGCAGUGCCAUCGCCGUGGUUCAAAUUCUGCCCGACAAGGACCAAGUGCUCAAAUUAGACUUUGAUGAUAUUUGUGAAUAUGUCGGAGAGGUUAUGGAAUAUUAAAGCAGGCCAUCCAAUCACUCAUUGUAAUAGACCCAAUUUAUAUCAUGCCGUAAUCUCAACAGUAUUUCCAUUUUGGCAGA
Messenger RNA from Tigriopus californicus, 1340 nucleotides. RefSeq names its product G-patch domain and KOW motifs-containing protein-like. The annotation marks the transcript as partial. The record is from RefSeq and is a predicted model, not a curated record. Gene Ontology annotation, molecular function: nucleic acid binding. Gene Ontology annotation, biological process: mRNA splicing, via spliceosome. Gene Ontology annotation, cellular component: spliceosomal complex. NCBI's taxonomy places the organism in Eukaryota, Metazoa, Arthropoda, Copepoda, Harpacticoida, Harpacticidae. The transcript has a single exon.